Messenger RNA from Acanthochromis polyacanthus (spiny chromis), 7093 nucleotides. Its product is annotated as cytochrome P450 2J4-like. Lineage: Eukaryota; Metazoa; Chordata; Actinopteri; Pomacentridae. The coding region runs from base 300 to 2159 and encodes 619 amino acids. The transcript has 2 exons. Gene Ontology annotation, cellular component: cytoplasm; intracellular membrane-bounded organelle. The record is from RefSeq and is a predicted model, not a curated record. Gene Ontology annotation, biological process: xenobiotic metabolic process. Gene Ontology annotation, molecular function: iron ion binding; zinc ion binding; nucleic acid binding.
UUUUUCUGUGUUUUCCUGCUGUUGGCUGAUGUUUUGAAGAACAGAGUGCCAAGAAACUUUCCUCCUGGACCGUGGGCUCUGCCUUUCAUUGGUGAUCUUCAUCGCAUCCAACCUGCAAGACUUCAUCUGCAGUUCACAGAGACAACUGAAACACAACGCAGAGCUACGCAGGUUUUGUGGAGGGGCGCCAAACAUAGCAGACGUGCAGACCCUGUGGGUUACAUCUUUGGUGCCGUGACCCGGAUUGUGAUGAGCAGAGACCAACGCCGGAGUGGACAUUUGCUGUUGUCAAUAAUUACAUGAGCGGUAAGAAGAAAAAGAAGGAAAACAACGUAAAAAUGUGGCAGAACUGUGCAGAUUCUCCAUCGACACAAGGAGGCAGUCCCACUGCAGCUCAAGUUGUUCACCAGCCGACUCCAUUCCACCAUGUGAGUAAGGAGCCAUCUCAGAGCCCCCCUCCCCCAAUGUUGUCACCUUAUACGGAUCAGAGUGCUACUCCAGGACCCGCAUGUACACUCCCAGGCCCUGAGGUCCAAAGACAGCCUUCAUCCCACUAUGAUGUCUCCACGGGUGCAACACCAGGCUACAGAGUGCAAAGGUCUGACUAUACCCUGCCCAGUGCGACCCCCCCAGUGAAGACUACCGUACCUCAAGUCGGCGUGCACAUGCCCGGCAAUGACCACCCAACUGGGUCCACUUAUCCAAGUCAGUCGGUCAGUCCUAGCCCCCAUGCCUACCCAGGCUUCCUGCUUUCCACACCUCUGCCUCAGGCCCCCGUGGAAGACAUACAAGACCCCACAACCAUGAACAUGAUGAACUGCCCAGGAACUAGAAGUAAUGCUUUUCACGCCUCAGAGUAUAGACCACCACCUCAGUUCCACAGUACAUCAGCUGCUGUUGUUACAUUCCAGGGCCCUGCCCAAGGUGACCUCCUCCCUAUGUAUGCAGCUACUGCCAUCACAGAGAUCCCUCUCUCUUCAGCCCAUAUCCCUCCAUCUGUACCAUCUGCAAGCUAUGGCUAUGUGGCCCCAAAUCUUGCCUCAAACUCAUCACUGAGACCACAGAUGGCCCCAAACCAUCCCAUCUACAUGGUCCCUGAGACACAUGCACACCAAAGCACCCCAUACUCCUUCCCCAAGCCACCACUUCACCCCCCACUGAGCGUGCCAUCAUCAAUGCCCCCUCCCACGACCAUAGUCAACCAAAGUUUUCCUCCAAUAGGAAGUUUUAUGCAAACUCACCAGGUGAAAAAUGUUCAAGUCUUCACUGGUAAUGCUGAUAGCAAGAUUCUGGUGGAGGAUUGGGUGCGAGACAUGCAGUACCUCCUUGAAGCAAUUGAGCUCCCAAUUCACCUCCGUUUCUCCACUGUCGUGCGGCAUCUGGGAGGUGAAGCCAGAAAGCUUGUCCUAAACCUGCCUCCACAGGACCAGACACCUGAAAAAGCGUUCGAGGAACUGAAAGCAGAGUACAGUGAUGCACAAGGUUCCCUUGACCCACUAGCUGAUUUUUAUGAACGUAGUCAGAAGUCAGGUGAGUCAGCCUGCUCCUAUGCCAUCGCUCUUGAGUCUAUAUUAAGAUCAGUAGAGGAGGGUGAAAGAGGAGGCAGGCCUUUCCCAGAUCGAGAUAAUAAACUCACUCGACAGUUUUUAAGAGGGCUGUCUGAUGAAGAAGUGUACACAAGAAUUGCCCCAAUGAAGCCUAGACUCCUGAGUUUCAGAGAACUGCAGGCUGAGCUUAGAAACUUAGCUCGAGAAACUAAAAAGUUCCAGUCACAGCAAAAAGCAAAGAAAACCUAUGCUCAAGUGCAUGUCACAUCAGAGUAUGGUGGAAAUGAGAGGGCAGAGAAAUCUAGAUAUGCCACGGAAAUAUCAGAAUUGACUGAAAUAGUUAAGAAAUUAGCCCUCAACCAAGAAGAACAGAUGGCCAAAUUAUCCCAUUUAGAGUCAAGAGUGGCGGCCCCACACUCAGUCCCUCCCCCAAGAAUCCAGCCUUCACAAGGGAUAACAGGUCAGGGUGUGGGUGUUACAUGCCACCAGUGUGGGAAGCGUGGACACAUAGCUCGAGUCUGCAGGGCAGUAUUCCUGGAAGGCCGUCAGCCCCACUCCACGACCCCUGCAGAAGGGAACACACCCCAUCCAGCUCAGCAUUUAAAUGCCUGAAGCCCAUGGUAGCUGGGGAAACCAUGGGCAAGCAGCAAGACCCCCACCCACAAGUUCAAAUAACCAAAGAUGAAAGAAAAGGGACCCCCUUAGUAGGCCCCAGGAAUGAAGGGGAGGUAAAGGUGAAUGGACUAAAGUGCAGGGCUCUCAUUGACUCUGGCUCCCAAAUAACCAGUAUUACUCACAGUUACUGGAGCUGCCACCCAGUUCUCAGAGGACAGAAUCUGCAGCCUUCUAAAGUGCCCAUAGAGGGAGCAGCAGGGCAAACGGUGCCCUAUUAUGGUGUUAUACACGUUGAACUGAGUGUGUUGGGAAAAGAGUAUAAGGCUGUCCCUACUUUUGUUGUUCCUGAUUCUGACUACCGUUCAUCAGUCCCCUUACUUGUGGGAACCAAUGUCAUUCGAGCAUCAAAGAGCCACCUUCAAGCAGUCUAUGGGCUGCAGUUUCUCCAUCAGGUGAAAGAAAGCCAUCCAGAGUGGUAUACUGCUUUACUGGAAAUGGGAGAUGCUGAGCAGGGUGGAAUGGAUGACUUGGUGGGCCCUGCGGUGUACAUUGGCCGCAAAAUUAGAAUCCCUGCUGGAAAAGAGAUGGAUCUGAGAUGUAAAAUCAAAGCUGGUCCACAAAGAAAGACAUAUACAGCCCUGAUUGAAAGCCACAGCGCACUAAAGCUUCCCCAAGACCUCUUGGUUGCUAAAGUUUUGGCAGAUGUAAAGAAGGGCUGUGCACCUGUAAGAGUGAUGAACCUUUCUCAACAUGCUAUCACCAUUAAGCCACACACUCAUCUGGCCAAGGCUUUUCUAGUUGACCGGGUUAUGGACUUUUCUGAUGAAAUGGAGAGCAACUGUCCAGACAGCAGAAAUAAAGACACUUGCAUGAGUCUAAAUCACAUGGUGUCAGGCUGUGGUGUGGACUUGAGUGGAGCCGCAGUGGAAAACGAACACCAACGCCUCCAGCUUAAAGAGCUUCUGGAGAAGAACGCAGGUGUGUUCUCUCAGCAUCCUUUGGACUAUGGUCACACAAAAACAGUACAGCAUGAAAUACCCCUGGUUGACACAAGGCCGUUUAGACUGCCAUACCGUAAAAUCCCCCCUUCCCAGUGGCAAGAUGUGAGGCGGCUGCUGACGGAGAUGGGAGCUGCAGGGGUCAUCAGACCAAGUAAGAGCCCGUAUGCAUCGCCUGUGGUGAUCGUUGUAAAAAAGGAUGGGUCACUGAGACUGUGUGUUGACUAUAGAAAGCUAAAUGCCUGCAGCACCAGAGAUGCAUUUCCCCUGCCGAGAAUAGAGGAGGCUCUAGAGUCACUGGGGGAAGCAAAAUAUUUCUCCACUCUGGAUCUCACCUCUGGUUAUUGGCAGGUGGAGGUGGCUGAGCCUGAUAAACACAAGACGGCAUUCAGUACUCCCAUGGGGCUUUUUGAAGCUAACAGGAUGCCUUUUGGACUACAGAAUGCCCCCUCUACCUUUCAGAGACUGAUGACAUGUUGCUUUGGAGACCUGAACUUUACUCAUCUCUUAAUCUACCUUGAUGACCUGAUUAUUUUCUCUAAAACCUUUGCUGAGCAUCUUGAGAGGUUACAGCUGGUGUUUGACUGCCUGCAGCAGCAUGGUUUGAAGGUAAAGCCCUCCAAGUGCCAGCUUGUUAGGAAAGAAGUGCAGUAUUUAGGUCACCUGGUGUCUGCAGAGGGCAUCAGGACAGACCCAGAUAAAAUCAGCAAAGUCAAGGACUGGGCCAGGCCUGCCAGUCGCAAAGAAGUGUUGCAGUUCCUGGGCUUUGCAGGCUACUACAGGCGCUAUGUGCAAAACUACUCUGCCUUGGCAGCUCCUUUGUAUCGCCUCACCUCUGGAGACCCCAAACGGAAGAAAAGGGGAAAUAAGAUGGUCUCUGACACUCUCUUUGAGUGGACUAAAGAGUGCGAGGAGGCAUUUCAGGCCCUGAAGGACAGGUUGACGAGGGCACCGGUGUUGGGAUACCCAGACUACAGUCAGCCCUUUGUGCUUCAGACUGAUGCAUCUGGGGGAGGGCUUGGUGCUGUGCUGGCCCAAAUCCAGGAUGGAGCAGAGAGGGUCAUAGCUUAUGGCAGCAGAGGGCUGACUCCACCAGAAACAAGGUAUCCUGCUCAUAAAUUGGAAUUCCUGGCCUUAAAGUGGGCAGUCACUGAGAAGUUUUAUGACCAUCUCUAUGGGCGCAGGUUCUCAGUGUUGACAGAUAACAAUCCCCUCAAAUAUGUGAUGACCUCUGCUAAGCUUGAUGCCACUGGCCAGCGGUGGGUUUCUCAACUAUCCACAUUUGACUUUGACGUCCAGUACCGCAGAGGACAGAAUAACUCCAAUGCUGAUGCACUCUCCCGCAUGUCAAACCAGAAUGUUAUGCAGGUCCUCCAAACUUGUACACAACAAGUUCAAAUUGUUGCACAAAAACACACUGAGACUCAACUGAUACAGGAUACUCAACAUGCUUCUGCUGAGCCGACUGCUGUUACAGAGAAACCCAAACCUGGUGAAUCUCCAGUGCCCGCUGAGCCCUACAUGGAUGUCGGUGUGGAGUUACUGCCUGCCAUGACUGUACAGGAGAUCCGUGCGGAGCAAAAGGACGACCCUGUCAUUGGCCAGAUUCUGUUCUUUAGAAGUCGUCACCAGAAACCGAACCGCAGUGAGAGGAGCAAGGUGGGGGAGCUUGGCUGCCUUCUCUUAAAGGAGUGGAGGAGGUUAGUAGUAAAAAAUGGUAUAAUGUACCGACGCAUCAAAAACAGCCAAUCAGAAACAGUGGAACAGCUGAUAUUGCCAGAGAAGCAGCGCACGCUCGUCAAAACAGCUCUUCAUGAUGACUCGGGACAUCUAGGGUUUGAAAGGACAUUGCAGGCGAUAAGAGAAAGAUUUUACUGGCCAAGAAUGUUCCAAGAAAUCAAGGCUUGGUGUGAGCAGUGUGAGAGAUGCUGCCUCAGAAAGACACCCACUGCAGGCUGCCGAGCCCCUCUCACCAGUAUUCAUAGCAGUGCCCCCUUAGAGUUGGUAUGUGUGGAUUUUUUGUGCUUAGAAAAAUCAAAAGGUGGUAUUGAAAAUGUGCUCAUUGUUACAGAUCACUUUUCUCGAUAUGCACAGGCCUAUCCCACUAAAGACCAGAAGGCUGGCACAGUUGCAAAGGUUCUGUGGAGAAAUUUCUUCUGCCGGUUUGGUUUCCCUGCAAAACUGCAUGCCGACCAAGGGCGCAACUUUGAAAGUGCUGUUGUGAAAGAGCUGUGCAAAUUGACUGGUAUUACCAAAACCCAUACAACUCCCUAUCACCCUCAGGGCAACGGGACCACUGAGAGAUUUAACCGGACUCUUAUGAACAUGCUGGGUACCCUUGAGCCUCACUUGAAGCCCCGGUGGCAUGAAUAUGUGGAUGCAAUGACACAUGCCUACAAUUGCACACAGCAUGACUCGACUGGGUACACGCCAUACUACCUGAUGUUCGGUAGACACCCCAGACUCCCAGUUGACCUGAUGUUUGGACUCCCCACCACUAAUCAGCCAUCUGGAUACAGUGAAUAUGUUCGGACUCUGCAUGACUGCCUGUCACAUGCCUAUGCGCAGGCAAAUGAGACAUCUCGGCAUGCUAAAGGACUACAGAAAAAACACUAUGACAAAAAAGCAAAGGAUCAAGCAUUCAGCUCGGGGGAUAGAGUCCUGGUCAAAGUGUGUCACGUGGAGGGGCGACAGAAACUGGGAGACAGGUGGGAGUCACGCCCAUACAUUGUGGUGAAAAAGCAACCCAACUUACCUGUCUAUGUGGUGCGCCAGGAGGAUGGUGAAGCAGAAAGAGUUGUUCACCGCAAUCUCCUCACCCAGUGCAUGUUCCUCCCAGUGGAACAAGUACGAGGAGCAGUAGUGGAAGAGGAAAUGUCAGAUGUGGAGGCAGACAAUACAGUGGAGAAAGAGGAGGACUGGGAUAUUGGCAGGACAUUGGACAAUGAGGAGAGGAUUCAAUCUGAGACUGCUAGUGAGGAGGAUGAGGGCACAGAGAUGCUUAAUGUGGAUUCUGGCCCAGUAAGUGGAACUGGAGAGCCCAGUGUGGCUGUCAGUGAUACCGACUCAUCCCCAGUCGCUGGUGCAGUUAGGAGGAACCCACCUAGAAAUCGUCACCCUCCAAAGAGACUGUUAUGUGGGUCACAUGUGAAAACAGACAAUGAGGAGCAAAGGAUACAGAGAGGUUGGGAGCUGUGGCAGAGGGCCAAAGCAAGAAGAGCAGCGAGUCACACCUAGAUUAAGGAUGUACUCAUCAAAAACUCUUUUACACAUUAACCCUUUACUUUUCAGCGUUAUUUAUCUUUACUGUUCCAAUUUUCAGGUGGUCUGCUGUGUCAAUAACAGUGAGAGACAAUGGUUUUUAAUCUGUGUUUAGUCUGAUGACUGGGACGCCAUCAAUCAAAGAAGGGGUGGAUGUAGGGCAGUAACUAAAUCACACCACUAGGUGAUGCUCUAGCACUGCAUGUUGUUUAACUGAGCCAAGGAGUCCUAACAUUUUGUCCUUUAUAGGUCACCGUAGUUUGGUCUCGUUUUCGGUGGAGGGCGCCAUGUUUCGCCAGAUUUUCUGUGUUUUUGGACUGUUGAAGGCUGUAUGUGCGCGAGUUGGCCACAAUAAAGGUCUCAGUCACAAUUAAGACCGCUGCCGUCUGCUCCUCUUCUCUCUCUGCAUGACACCCUGCACCCAAAGACAACUGAAACACAACGCAGAGCUACGCAGGUUUUGUGGAGGGGCGCCAAACAUGGCAGACGUGCAGACCCUGUGGGUUACAGUAGAAUGGGGCUAACUGUAUAUAGGCUAAUGGGGCCAUAACUGGGUAAUGAGGACAUCUCCCCUGAGAAACUGAAUAAGUUGGCUGUAAAAUGAAUGCAUCUAAGUAGAACCUGACCUCAUGAGUCACCAAGGUGUUUCACCACAACACAAAUCUGCUGUCU